UAUAUGUAUUAUCAGGAAGCUGCUGAAGUGAGUCGAACGUGUCCAAGUGAAUAAAUGGAACAAGAUCAUUCGCGAACGUUGGAAGAAGCGCAUGCUGAGUUCAGUCGGCACAAUUUCGUGAAAGCAGAAGAGCUAUAUACAAAAUUUAUCACAAAUUGUGGACGAACGGGAUGUGACGCAGGUGACCUUGCUGUCGCUUUUAACAAUCGAGGACAGAUUAAAUACUUUAGGGUGGACUUCUAUGAAGCCCUGGACGACUACACAGCUGCGAUAAAGGCAAACAACCUUUUCGAAGUACCGUUCUACAACAGAGGACUCAUUCGCUACAGACUCGGUUUUUUUGAAGAUGCAGAGAAAGACUUUAAGAAGGCCCUGGAGCUGAACUGUAAUUUUGAAGAUGCCAAACUAAGUUUAAAGCAAACCAUACUGGACUGGGAAUACAAGAUUAAAAGAGGAUAUUAGAUUU
Messenger RNA from Scleropages formosus (Asian bonytongue), 466 nucleotides. RefSeq names its product tetratricopeptide repeat domain 32 (gene ttc32). Lineage: Eukaryota; Metazoa; Chordata; Actinopteri; Osteoglossiformes; Osteoglossidae. The record is from RefSeq and is a predicted model, not a curated record. Gene Ontology annotation, molecular function: protein binding. The transcript has 3 exons. Bases 55 to 462 code for a protein of 135 amino acids.